Messenger RNA from Vavraia culicis subsp. floridensis, 348 nucleotides. RefSeq lists its product as uncharacterized. The transcript has a single exon. Gene Ontology annotation, biological process: protein sumoylation. Gene Ontology annotation, cellular component: nucleus. The record is from RefSeq and is a predicted model, not a curated record. Bases 35 to 316 code for a protein of 93 amino acids. NCBI's taxonomy places the organism in Eukaryota, Fungi, Microsporidia, Pleistophoridae. Gene Ontology annotation, molecular function: protein tag activity; ubiquitin-like protein ligase binding.
CGAUAAAUCAUUGAAAAACGUCCGCCCUUGUUCCAUGUCAACAUCUUUGCCAGGUAAGGAAGAGGAGAGCAGCCAUAGGAAGUACGUCAAAAUUACACUUGCUGAUAAUGAAGGCAACCAGAUAGAAUACAAGGUGAAGCGCCACAUACCAUUCGGUAAAAUAGUUGAGUUGUAUGCCAGCAGCAAUAACAAGAAAGCCAGUCAGCUCAGACUGAGCUGGAAAGGACGGCCAGUGCAAAUUACCGACACAGCGGACUCUCUUGAAAUGGAAGAUGAGGAAGAAAUGGAGAUUGUUGCACCACAGGUGGGCGGUUGAUGCACAGAUUAAAUAUUUUUUAAAUUUAGCAA